CCCCCCAUGGACAUGCUGGACCCGGGUCUGGAUCCCGCUGCCUCGGCCACCGCUGCUGCCGCCGCCAGUCACGACAAGGGACCUGAGGCAGAGGAGGGUGUCGAACUGCAAGAAGGCGGGGACGGGCCUGGGGCGGAGGAGCAGACGGCGGUGGCCAUCGCCAGCGUCCAGCAGGCGGCGUUCGGCGACCACAACAUCCAGUACCAGUUCCGCACAGAGAAUAAUGGAGGACAGGUGACGUACCGCGUGGUCCAGGUGACUGAUGGUCAGCUGGACGGCCAGGGCGACACAUCAGGCGCCGUCAGCGUCGUGUCUACGGCUGCCUUCGCGGGGGGGCAGCAGGCUGUGACCCAGGUGGGUGUGGAUGGGGCCACCCAGCGCCCCGGCCCCGCUGCUGCCUCUGUGCCCCCAGGUCCCGCAGCGCCCUUCCCACUGGCUGUUAUCCAAAAUCCCUUCAGCAAUGGUGGCAGCCCGGCUGCUGAGGCUGUCAGUGGGGAGGCCCGAUUUGCCUAUUUCCCAGCGUCCAGUGUGGGAGAUACCACGGCUGUGUCCGUACAGACCACAGACCAGAGCUUGCAGGCUGGAGGCCAGUUCUAUGUCAUGAUGACGCCCCAGGACGUGCUUCAGACAGGAACGCAGAGGACAAUUGCACCUCGGACACACCCCUACUCCUCGAAAAUUGACGGAACAAGAACGCCACGGGAUGAGAGAAGGAGAGCUCAGCAUAAUGAAGUGGAGCGGAGGCGGAGGGACAAGAUCAACAACUGGAUCGUCCAGCUUUCAAAAAUCAUUCCAGAUUGUAAUGCAGAUAAUAGCAAGACGGGAGCGAGUAAAGGAGGGAUCCUGUCAAAGGCCUGCGACUACAUCCGGGAGCUGCGCCAGACCAACCAGCGCAUGCAGGAGACCUUCAAGGAGGCUGAGCGGCUGCAGAUGGACAAUGAGCUCCUGCGGCAACAGAUCGAGGAGCUGAAGAAUGAGAAUGCCGUGCUCCGCGCCCAGCUGCAGCAGCACAACCUGGAGAUGGUGGGCGAGAGCGCCCGGCAGUGACACCACCUACCAUGCGGUGGGGGCCGCCUCCGGGCCCCCACCGUCCCCUUCCCCAGCCCUUAGCACAGAGAGGGACAAACGCCCCUCCCCCAGCUGCGUUUUUUAUAGUAGAUUUUUAACAAAAAAAAUGGGGAGAAAUAAUGCAUUUCUGUGGAUAAGCGCCCACCACCCUCCUCAACUUGGAAACCAUAUCCCCUCCCCCAUUUGUCCGUCUCCCUUCUCCCGGCCCCCACUCAACCCAGCACUUCUAGUGGUCUCACCUGGAGGCCAGAGGGAGGAGGACAGAGCCCCUGCCACACCCCGCUGCCUCCUCGGACUCUCGGGGUACUGAGACCAGGGUGCUUAUGGGGAGGAGGGGGUCCUGCGGGGGGCCUGGACCCAAGCAGGGAGGCCACGUCCCACCCCACCUCUUGUUUC
Molecule: messenger RNA, 1464 nt
Organism: Odocoileus virginianus texanus
Lineage: Eukaryota; Metazoa; Chordata; Mammalia; Artiodactyla; Cervidae
Gene: USF2
Product: upstream transcription factor 2, c-fos interacting
Biological process (GO): regulation of transcription by RNA polymerase II
Molecular function (GO): RNA polymerase II cis-regulatory region sequence-specific DNA binding; protein dimerization activity; DNA-binding transcription factor activity, RNA polymerase II-specific
Source: RefSeq, a predicted model, not a curated record